Messenger RNA from Malaya genurostris, 1042 nucleotides. RefSeq lists its product as uncharacterized. NCBI's taxonomy places the organism in Eukaryota, Metazoa, Arthropoda, Insecta, Diptera, Culicidae. Bases 236 to 793 code for a protein of 185 amino acids. The transcript has 4 exons. The record is from RefSeq and is a predicted model, not a curated record.
CGGCAGUCAGCGCGGCAGAGCCGACGAUCGAACUUUAGUCGCAGUUUGGCGAUCGCAAACGCUUCACGGUUUGAUUAGCUUUCUUUUUUUGCCCCGCGUCUGCAAUUGCAUUUGCUCGGUUUAGACGAAGAAACUAGAAUCCGCUCGGUCGGUCGAUCAAAAGUUCUUUGAAGCAGUCGUACGUUCAUAAAACGGAGUCAGAACGGAUCGCUGCGGGAUUCAGAAACUGAGGGCCAUGUCGGAGGCGGUCGUCAUGAAUCGGGUCUUUCGGUACUUCAUGAAGUUCCAUGGAUACUUCAUAGCAUUCUGUACGAUCUUCUUCACGUCGGUGAUCAUCGUGACCUCAUUUACUGGCCACAGUCUGCCCGAGGAACCGUUCAUUAUUGAGGAGGAAUAUGAAGCGGUGCAGAGGUAUCCGGUUUUGAUCCAGGUAGAAUCGGCACUAUGGUUGUGCGCAUCUGUGAUACUGGCCGUUGGGCUGUACAAGGAGAACAAAACAUUUCUCACCCCCUUUCUGGCGCUGUUCAUCAUCGACGGUGUGGUCGUGAUCGUUCAGGAGAUUGUGAAUCUCUGCACCGGAAGAGAGUCCGAGCUGGCUACGAUCGAAACCCGGCAGCUGCUCGUCAUGAUACUGGUCAACGUGUAUGUGCUGGUAAGUCUGCUGAUCCUGUACCGGAUGUUUGCCAAGGGACCACUGCCCAACACCCAGAACAGCUUCGUCCGGUUCGACAACGAGCGGGACAUCGAGAACCAACUGCCGCCGUCUGGCAAUCCGCAGCAGAAUAGAAGCUAGUAUUACACUUUACCCACAUAUUAGGUAUUAUUCACGUCGAUGUUGGAACUGGUAUUAGUGAUAUCCAUGUGAAACAAAGCAAAACAAAAAAGAAAAAAAGAAACUUAGUAAUCGAAAAUUUAGUGCGUACCCGGCUUACGCUAAUUGCAUUGUUAUUAUUACCAUUAUUUUUAAACGUAAGUGGCAUGCGAAAUGUACAUAUAGCGACAGUGAAGAAAGAAGUAAAACAGAAAAAAAGAUGGAAAUGUA